Molecule: messenger RNA, 3155 nt
Organism: Pseudoliparis swirei
Lineage: Eukaryota; Metazoa; Chordata; Actinopteri; Perciformes; Liparidae
Gene: rnf207a
Product: ring finger protein 207a
Exons: 16
Coding region: 247-2211 (654 amino acids)
Biological process (GO): regulation of cardiac muscle contraction; regulation of heart looping
Cellular component (GO): perinuclear region of cytoplasm
Molecular function (GO): Hsp70 protein binding; transmembrane transporter binding; zinc ion binding
Source: RefSeq, a predicted model, not a curated record
AAAGGUAAGACAGUGGCUCUCUCUGCUUUUCGGCCCGCUGCAGGACAGCAGCAUUCGCUGGCUGCUCGUAACGUUCAUGGUUUACAUUUGACCCGACAAGGUAAGAGACCAAAUGAAGAAGAAGAGGAAGAAGGCUUAUUUACUCCCAUUAACAUCUGAUUCUCUGAACCAGUGUGUGCCACCAAGUCUCUCUGUCCUCCCUUGAACCAACUGGAGUACUGUGACCGUUGCACAUCCCGCGUGCCGAUGUGGCAUUCGAGUGCUCUCUCACGCUGUCGGUAUUCGCAGAUGGCCGGAGGAAUCUUCACCGACUUGGGCAACCUGUGCAACGUGGACUGCGCCAACGUCCACCCGCUGGUGUGUCACCUGUGCCGCGAGCAGUACCAGAGUCCGUGUCUGCUGGACUGCUACCACAUCUUCUGCGCCCGCUGCCUGCGAGGCCGGACGAGUGACGGCCACCUCAGCUGCCCCCUCUGUGGCUACCCGUCCAUCCUCAGAGGGAACAGCUCCCUCCCGCCAGAGGACCGGCUGCUCAAGUUCCUGGUUGACAACAGCGCGGACGCUGAGGAGAGCGUGCAGUGCGCCAACUGCGACCAGGAAAGUAGCAAAAAGCUUCAUUGUGGUGAUUGUUUCCCCGUCCAGGACGCAGGAGGGAUGUACUACUGCAACACCUGCAGCCAGCCGCUCUGCGGCGCCUGCAGGGAGUCGACCCACAAGGCCAGAAUGUUCUCCCACCACGAGAUCGUGUCCCUGGCCCAACGCUCCAGGGCCAAGCACCGGAAGUGCCCGCUCCACGAGGAGCCCUACAUCCUCUUCUCAACAGAGAACAAGUCGAUGCUCUGCAUCAAGUGCUUCAGAGACAUGCAAGUGGAGAGCCGGACGCACUGCAUCGACAUCGAGACGGCGCACAUGCAGGGCUGUGAGAUGCUGGACCGGGCGGUGCUGGUGAGACGACCCGCGGGAGCACUCGUGUGUCGCUCAUUACAAAUGAAAUGUGGUGAAGGAGCUGCAGACCUCGGCUCGGGAGGCGAUCCUCCUGCUGAGAGCCAUGAUCGGAGAAGUGUGUGUGAACGUGGAGGAAGAGGAGAGCGCGAUCUGCUCUCUGUUCAGCAGCUUGCAGGUUAUGUAACGACCCGUCAACACGAGGAGAAGGAGAAAGCACUCAAGGAGCAGCUCUCGCACCUCACUGCCCUCCUCCCCACCCUGCAGGUGCACCUCGUCACAUGUUUGGCCUUCCUCAGCUCCGCCAACAAGUUUGAGUUUUUGGACAUGGGCUACCAACUCAUGGAGCGGCUGAAGAGGAUCGUAAAGCUGCCUCACCGACUGAGACCAGCGCAGAGCAGCAAAAUCAACACCGACUACAGAAGUGAGUUUGCUCGCUGCCUGGAGCCCUCGCUGCAGCUCGGGCAGCGCGGCCCCCCCUCCGCCGUGGCGGCGAGGCACCAGUCCCCUCUCUCCGUGGCGUCCCCGUCUCUCAGCGAGAUGCCUCUGGGCUCGCUGUGCAGCCGCAGGCCGACAUGUCACCGCAACAUCUGCACCAAGGUGCUGCUGGCCGAGGGCCGGGAGACGGCCUUCACCGAGCACUGCCGCAGCUACGAGGGCACCUACAGGACCCUCCAGGCGGAGAUCCAGAAUCUGAAGGACCAGGUCCAGGAGCUGCACCGGGACCUGACCAAGCACCACUCCGUCAUCAACACGGACAGGAUGGGGGAGGUCACGGAGCGCUCGCUGCACAUCGACAGCCAGAUCGCGUCGCAGCACGCCGCCGUGGAGACGAUGAGGGGCACGUUCGAAGAGGUCUGGGACGAGACUUUUCAGAGGGUCACCAACGAGCAGGACAUCUAUGAAGCCCAGCUUCACGACCUGAUGCAGCUGAAGCAGGAGAACUCGUACCUGACCACCAUCACCAGGCAGAUCAGCCCCUACAUCCUGUCCAUCGCCAAAGUCAAGGAGAGGCUGGAGCCCAGGUUUCAGGAGCCGAAAAAGCUCCACGACGACCGCACGGAGACGAUGCUGAAGGUCUACGAAGAGAGCGCCGUGGCGAAGGACGGCCAAGACGGUGACAGCCAGCCCUGCGUCGCAGACCCGGACCGGCACAAGAACAACCGGCCUCCGAUCCUCGAGUCGGCCGACGGCUCCGUGAAGACCGGCCGCCCGGCCCGGCCCAGGGUUGCCACGGAGACGUCCAGCCAUAAUGAGACGCCUUCGUAAAAGAAAAACACGAACCACGAUGCCACGACAUCACGACGAGCAGCUCGCCGGGAACGGCGUGUCCGGAGACUCCGAGGCGUGAGAGCUCGGAUGGACGCGGGAGGUCAAAGGUCAAAGACCGUCGGACGAAGAAAACAAAGAAUCACUCGGACGUGUAGAAGAUCCGACUGGAGCCCAGAGAAUGUCUUUUUCUGUUUUAGUCGCUCUGUUUGUGUAAAAAGAUAAGUAUGCCGAGAGUGUGAAUUAUGGCCCUGUCUGUUUUCUUUCACAGUGUGUGUGUGUGUUGAAUAUUUUUUUCGAUUCUUUGCAUAAAACAUUUUCUUUGGGGUGUGAGGAGGGGGGGAGGAGGCUGAUGAUGGAUGACCGCCCGGGUCGGUGAACAGAUGGAACGCAGCGAAUGCAACGAGGUGUGAUGUCAUCCGGGGUGUCAGUCACGUGUUGACGUGUGUGUGUCUCUUUAAAAAUGAGGCUGUCAUUUCCAGGAUGGCGUCUGCAGAUUUAAAUAUAUAUAUUUUUUCUUUCUUAUUUUUUACCAUCAUGCAAGAAGUGGAAACACUUUAAUUUCAGCGGCGUGGGAAUGUAACCGGCCUUUUUUUGUUUUUUUUGUUGAGACUCCACCCUCAACAUCCCAGCCGACCAAAGCUCCAUCUCGACAUACGUGUUCCUCGUGGUUUGCCCCUCGACUAAACGCCGAUGUCAGCGUCGUGUUUUCGGGCCCUGCGGGAAGCAGCAAGCGUCUUUCCUCCUCCUCUUCCUCCCUUGUAUUCUUUUGAUAUUUAUCAUGUUGGGAUGUUCGCGGUGGAACAUGAAGGCCUGAUCCAGUGGUGUACUCCUCGGGAAAUAUGUUAGUGCCCCCUAACCAGCCAUGUUGAGUUAAAUACACAGUGCUGUGCCAUCAGUGUCAGAUUUAAUAUAGAAAAUAUACAAUUAUGUUUAUGAACUUA